Anguilla anguilla (European eel) is the source of this 2991-nucleotide messenger RNA. It is a transcript of the gene sh3yl1, whose product is annotated as SH3 and SYLF domain containing 1. Gene Ontology annotation, cellular component: ruffle membrane. The record is from RefSeq and is a predicted model, not a curated record. The transcript has 10 exons. Lineage: Eukaryota; Metazoa; Chordata; Actinopteri; Anguilliformes; Anguillidae. The coding region runs from base 142 to 1233 and encodes 363 amino acids. Gene Ontology annotation, molecular function: protein binding; phosphatidylinositol binding.
UGUGUUGUUGGGUCCUUCCAUAUUAGCAUCUAAUGUAACAGGUUUGGCAGGUGUUUCGCCAGUGAGCUACCUGAACAAGGUGUGAUUAGUCAAUCGAAAACACGCAACAGGAACUAAGAGGAAGUCUGUUUUUUAAAGAAAAUGAGUAACCCUAUCCCAUCUAACCUGGGGUCCGAGGCAAAGAAGGCGGCCAAAAUCCUGCGGGAUUUCACCCAAAUCUCCAGCCGUACGGGACCGGACAAACUCAUCCCAGCCCAUGUGAUUGCAAAGGCAGAGGGUCUGGCCAUCAUAUCGGUCAUCAAAGCGGGGUUCAUGAUAACCGCUCGAGGAGGCAGCGGGAUCGUCAUCGCUCGACUCCCUGAUGGACGGUGGUCUGCACCUUCAGCUAUUGGGAUUGCAGGUCUUGGUGGGGGAUUCGAGAUUGGAGUUGAGGUGUCAGAUCUGGUCAUCAUUUUGAACUACAGGCGUGCCAUCGAAGCAUUCGCCAAGGGAGGGAACCUCACCCUGGGGGGGAACUGCACUGUGGCAGUGGGACCAAUGGGCAGGAACAUUGAGGCGGACGUGGCGUUGAGAAGCACAGCUGCUGUGUUUACGUACUGCAGGUCCCGCGGCCUGUUUGCAGGGGUGUCGCUGGAGGGGUCCUGUCUAAUCGAACGCAGAGAAACUAACAGAAAGUUUUAUUCUCAGGAUAUCCGGCCGCUUUCCAUCCUGAAUGGGGAGGUGGAGCCUCCAGAUGCAGCUAAUGACCUCUACUCCAUCCUGGAUGAUUACACCGCCAAAUACACCUCCGACUGGGAGCGCAAAUACCAGCGCCAGUCCACCAAGAGUAAUGCUCCACCGAGACCAAGGCCACCUUCUCAGCGCUUUGCCUCCACCCAGGGCCCUGCCCCCAGCCAGAGCCCCGCCCCCAUUAAGGGUCCUGCCCCCAGCCAGCGGCCCACCCCUAGCCAGUGGUCUGCCCUUAGCCAGUGGCCUGAAGAUGCAAAGCCAUCUCUCUACCCCAAUGUUUCUGCUUUCAAAUCCGAAAGUGCAGCCCCCAGCAGAGCUCCAGCCGGCCCUGUUGUUGUCACGGCGAUGCACCCCUUCGCGGGCCAGCAGCCAGGGGACCUGAGCUUCAAUGUGGGCGACAAGAUCACCGUGACGACCAAAACGGACUCGCAGUACGACUGGUGGGAAGGGCAGCUGCACGGGCGCGUUGGCAUCUUUCCCGCCAACUUUGUGUCCUUCAGCUGAUCUUGGGUCAGUCCACACCCCUGCCCCACACACAGCCUGCUUCUGCACUACUUUACAACGUGGACUCUCUUUUUCUGGGGUUGGGGAGUGUGUAAAAUCACCUCCAGUGUAAAACCGAUUCCUGUGCCAAACAUGGUUUCCUGUGUAAAAUGUGGUUUCUCUGCCACUUAUCUCAAAAAUAGUUAGUAAUAUAUGUAGCCCUAUACUUAGAGCACAUAUAGGGCUACAUAUAAACAGCAAACGUUUUGCUAAAGAUUUUUGCAUUGAAAUUUAACAGAAUUUCUGGUGUUGUAUCAAUUUGUUUCUUAUUGAUUUUAUUUGUUUGGUUUCACUUUUGUUUUAAAAUAUCAUACUGUGGCGAUUUUAAAUUAAAUGCUCAAAUGAGUUCAGCACUUUAAAAUGUCAUUUUCUGGAUUUUUUAUUUUGUCAUUUUUUUGGUUUUUGUUUGGAGACUUCUCUCUAUCAUACUUCUUAGUCCCCACUCCAUAAUCUCAGCUCUAUACCACACUCUAUAAUCUCAGUGUACAACUAAUGUGAGCUGCAGUUACUCAUGGCUAACAGCGUGAAGCUAACGUGAGCUGCAGUUACUCAUGGCUAACAGCAUAGAGCUAAUGUGAGCUGCAGUUACUCAUGGCUAACAGCGUAAAGCUAAUGUGAGCUGCAGUUACUCAUGGCUAACAGCGUAAAGCUUAUGUGAGCUGCAGUUACUCAUGGCUAACAGCGUAAAGCUAAUGUGAGCUGCAGUUACUCAUGGCUAACAGCAUAGAGCUAAUGUGAGCUGCAGUUACUCAUGGCUAACAGCGUAAAGCUAAUGUGAGCUGCAGUUACUCAUGGCUAACAGCGUAAAGCUUAUGUGAGCUGCAGUUACUCAUGGCUAACAGCGUAAAGCUAAUGUGAGCUGCAGUUACUCAUGGCUAACAGCGUAAAGCUAAUGUGAGCUGCAGUUACUCAUGGCUAACAGCGUAAAGCUAAUGUGAGCUGCAGUUACUCAUGGCUAACAGCGUAAAGCUAAUGUGAGCUGCAGUUACUCAUGGCUAACAGUGUAAAGCUAAUGUUGGCUGCAGUUACUCAGGGCUAACAGCAUAAAGCUAAUGUGAGCUGCAGUUACUCAUGGCUAACAGCGUAAAGCUAAUGUGAGCUUCAGUUACUCAUGGUGUUAAGCAUUAUUUAAAUAUUUAUGGUACAGCUGGGUUUCAUGCAGGUUGCUGAUUGGUCACAUUGGGCUGUGUAAUGGUGCAUUUUUAACAGGCUGAUGGGGGGACAUCUUCACGAUUUUACCAGAAAGUAUGACUCAAACAGCACUCUCAUGUUAUGCUGCUGCUUAUGAAGGUAUCUAUUUUUAUACAGUAAAAAUCUGUGCUUGAAAAUGUUCCACCGUGGGAAAAUAAAACCUGAAUUUAAAUGCUGUUAUUUAAGUGUUCAAGGAUCACCAGGUACAUCACGGAUGGAGGGAUAGGAGCAAUGAAUGUGCAGAAUGUGGUGUUAUUUAUUGUCCUAUAAUAAUAGUUUAUGGUGUUGAAUGUACUAUUCUUCUGGCUUUUUUAAAAACUUUAUGUUGAGCCUUCUCCUUCCUCUGUUCACUUAUUUUCAGUGAAAUAGCAAGUUAUACAAGUAUAUCACAUAAUUGAUGUGGUUUUAAAAACAUUUGCUGAUUUAUAAAUUUGAAUUAAAUUAUAAUUUAAUAAAAAAUUACUGUGAUUUUUGUAAGGGUAAAAUCCAUGUGUUAAAGCUUCUAAUAAAGAUACUUUUCCUAGCGUU